This is a messenger RNA of Pristis pectinata (smalltooth sawfish), 1510 nucleotides long. RefSeq names its product C1q and TNF related 5 (gene c1qtnf5). NCBI's taxonomy places the organism in Eukaryota, Metazoa, Chordata, Chondrichthyes, Rhinopristiformes, Pristidae. The transcript is spliced from 3 exons. Gene Ontology annotation, molecular function: protein binding. Bases 539 to 1303 code for a protein of 254 amino acids. The record is from RefSeq and is a predicted model, not a curated record.
AGCCCAGGUUACUGGUUUAACAUUAUUUAAAGGAUAACAUUUUGGUUGAUGUAGCACUUCUCCCAUGUUGGAAUAUAAUGUUCUCUUGGAAUAUUGUUAUUGAUUCUUGGAGUAGGACUGAAUACUCAGAGAACAAUGGGUUUAGAAUAUAUGUACAACAGCUUCAAUUAUCUGUUUUAGUUAAUACACAUUACCCUUAAAAAAAUUAAUCUGGAAAGAGGAACUGUCCCUGUGAGAAUAGUUUUUUCUUUAUUCAUUCAAUUCCAGACUGAAACACCACUCUUUACUCAGUCUGUUUCCAGCCUCUGUCUUUUCUUGCCCUGCUGUUUCUGGCUCUGCCUCUGAGCGCAUCAACCAUUUCCUGGAGUCAGAGCCUAUGAGCAAGAGAGUUUUCUCAUUCCCUUUGAACUGAGCCGAGUGGUGGAGCUGUCUGAUCAGGAGACUUUGGGACUGCUAAGAGCCAUACUGACACCGCUGUGGGCAUCAACAAGCUAUCAUCACACUCACACUUCUCGCAGAAGUAAAACAGUACCCGUUCAUGGACCAGACUUUCUUCACAAGCCUCGGAAUGACUCCUAUUACCUUGUUCCUUUUGUUCUGCUUGCUGUCACGUGCGUCACCCAACAGUGCAGAAAACGUAUUUACUGGAUUUUGUCCUGGUCAGCCGGGAAUUCCAGGAACUCCGGGACGGAAUGGGCAUCCAGGGCUGGCAGGGCGGGAUGGGAGAAAUGGGAGGGAUGGAAUGCCUGGAGCACCGGGAGAGAGAGGUGAAACAGGGAAACCAGGCUUACCUGGGCCUAAGGGGGAGCAGGGUGAUGAUGGGAUGCCCGGGCAAGCUGGUGAGAAGGGAGUCAAAGGGGAUAGCGUGAUCAGCUACAACUCAGCAUUCAGUGCAAAACGUUCCAAGACUCACAUCUUCCCCCUGACUGAGGAGCCGGUGCAGUUCGAUGUGGUUCUGCACAAUGAUCAGCACCACUACAACCCGGCGACAGGGAAGUUCACCUGUGAGAUUCCGGGCCUCUACUACUUCGUGGUUCACUCCACAGUGUUCAGAACCAGCCUGCAGUUUGACAUCAUGAAGAACAAUGUGACCGUCUCCUCCUUUUUCCAGUACUACGCCAACUGGCCAAAGCCCGUCUCACUAUCAGGUGGAGCCCUCAUCCACCUGGACCCCAAGGACCAGGUGUGGGUGCAGGUGGCAGUGGGGGAGUACAAUGGAAUUUACUCCAGCACAAAGACAGACAGUACCUUCACUGGGUUUUUACUCUAUUCUGACUGGAAAAAUGCUCAUUUACUAGUUUAAUAUCCAGUAUUUCUGCUCACUGCUGCACCUUGCAUGGAUUGUACUUAACAUCAAACUGAAUUUUAAAGACACUAUCAUUAGAUACAUUAUCAUUAGAGAUUUACUGCAUCUCUCUUCAUAAUGUCUUUGGCUUUAGGGUUAGCAUUUUCCCAAAAUGUACAUCAGACUUGAAGUCUGUUUAUAUAAUGAAAUUCUUUAUAAUCCCAA